Molecule: messenger RNA, 1672 nt
Organism: Microtus ochrogaster (prairie vole)
Lineage: Eukaryota; Metazoa; Chordata; Mammalia; Rodentia; Cricetidae
Gene: Nt5m
Product: 5',3'-nucleotidase, mitochondrial
Biological process (GO): pyrimidine deoxyribonucleotide catabolic process
Cellular component (GO): mitochondrion
Molecular function (GO): 5'-nucleotidase activity
Source: RefSeq, a predicted model, not a curated record
UAUCUUUAACUUUUAUAAGGUCAUGGUUGCAUACAACCAGCAAGAGGAUCAUGCACAAAAGGCAUAUAUGCCUUUACCUGUGCCUAACUUGAAAUCCUCCCUGGCUAUAUACUUCAGAAUGAUCAGUUGUUUAAAAACCUGUGUCCACAAUCUGUUUGUGUGGCCUUAGGAUGGCUGAAACUUGUCUGUUGGGGCCACAGCUCAACGAAGUAACUGCUCAAUAAAUACCUAAGGGCACAGACUAGUUUUCUCAGGUGCUGGGCUCCUUCCUCCAUCCUCCAAAGUUACUGCUGGAUGAUUGCUCCAAUCAGGCUCUCCCAAACGCUGCAACCUGGGGCUGGAUGUCCCAGGGGGGCAGCAACCCGCGUUUGCGCUCACCUUCUCCGGGCGCGUAUCGCUUUAAGGGCGGCGGGGCUGCGCGCGGGCCUCGCUCUGGGCCGGAGCCUGCGCGUCCGUGUCCCCGGCGAAGGCUGCGUCUGCCGCCGACCCAGGGCGACUAGCAAGCGGGGCGAUGCUCAGGUUGCGCGGUUGCUGCGCGCGUCCCCGCGGCGCUCCGGUCCGGAAUGAGCGGAGCCGGGCGGGCAGCCGCGCCCUACGGGUGCUAGUGGACAUGGACGGCGUGCUGGCGGACUUCGAGGGCGGCUUCCUCCGGAAGUUCCGCGCGCGCUUCCCGGACCUGCCCUUCGUGGCGCUGGAGGACCGGCGCGGCUUCUGGGUGUCGGAGCAGUACGGACGUCUGCAGCCUGGGCUGAGCGAGAAAGCCGUCAGCAUCUGGGAGUCAAAGGAUUUCUUUUUUGAACUCGAGCCUCUGCCAGGAGCCGUGGAAGCUGUGAAGCAGAUGGCCAACCUGCAGAACACCGAUGUCUUCAUCUGCACAAGUCCCAUCAAGAUGAUCAAGUACUGUCCCUAUGAGAAGUACGCCUGGGUGGAGAAGCACUUCGGCCCUGACUUUCUGGAACAGAUUGUGUUGACCAGAGACAAGACCGUGGUCUCUGCAGACCUUCUCAUAGAUGACCGGCCGGACAUCACAGGGGCUGAGCCACAUCCCAGCUGGGAGCAUAUCCUCUUCACCUCCUGCCACAAUCAUCACCUGCAGCUGAAGCCCCCUCGCCGGAGGCUGCACUCGUGGGCAGAUGACUGGAAGGCCAUCUUGGACAGCAAGCGGCCCCGCUGAGGGCUGCACUGCGGCUCUCUCGUGGUCCAGUGUGGGGCUCGCAGCUCAUGACUGGACAGCAAGCAGUUUGCUGAGGGCUGUGCUGCAGCUCCCUGGCAUUUCCUGGAGGACCCAAUGGAUCCUUGAUCAAGACAACCUCUCGACACACUCCCCUUCCUCUCCUGGCCCAGUCUUUCACCUGAUCUUGGGGCAGGGCUGGGAGAAAGGCAUUUGCUCUCGGGCAACUUGGCCUAGCCUCAGGCAGGGGCCAUGCCACUGCCUUCCACUGCUUAUAAUAGGGUGUUCUCUAAGGAACGGAGGGGCCCUGGUUCAGGAUCUGUGGCCUUUGCAAGGUAAAGAGUGCCAGGGGCAGAUGACAGAGGGUCCCCUGGUAGACACAUGCCCUUCCAACUCUAACAUGGUACCUUGUCCAACUUGCCCACUUAGUCUGUUCUCUCUCCUCCUGGUGUUCAGUGGCCACCAGGCUCUCUUGGAGGCCAACAGUGACCCUGCCUAUGG